AUGGCCGGUUGUCAGGUGUUGGGUGCCGAGGUGGAUAAUCAGGCAAAGGGAGGCAUUGAUAUAGAUGCUUAUGAGGAUGCGCGGAGAGAGCAUGGGAUGGCCGACCGACGCCUCCGUCACGUUUUAGUGUUUAGUCCAGAUCAAGCGGCCACGGUGCAACGACUUUCUCACUCUGAAACCCUCCCGUCGUGUUCUGGAUGGCAAAAGGGGCGCCCUCGGCCCCUCUUCAGCCUAGGAACCCGCAGCGGGCACGGGUGCGUCGGGCGGGCCUUCAGCUCUUAUCGCUUAUCACUCAGGUACCGAUACCCUGAGGUUCACGGGGGAGGUCGAGUGUCGAUUUUCACCGCCUGCCCAAUCGGCAGCUUUCAUCGUCCCCCGCCAUGCAUCACCGCCCGCUCCCAUCGCAACUUUUUGAUUUUCAGGCGGCCAAAUAUUCACUUUGAGCGCAUACCAGACGACUCCCCACCCAAGCCACCGGAAAAGAAAAACAAAACCACAAAGAGGGAGGAGUAUCGCAAUGCGCGCAACCAAGAUGGCGUGGCUGAACUGCCCAAAAAGAAGUUCUACCGCCAACGCGCCCAUGCAAACCCUUUCUCGGACCAUCAAUUAGUCUACCCGGCCAGUCCAGACUCCAUGAACUGGACGCAGUACUAUCCCGCCUUCGCAGCCAACGAUGAGACUCCCUCCACCGAUCCUACAGUCACGGAAUCCAUGACCCUGGAUGCCUCGAAGCCGAAAACGCGCAGUCUAACGAAGGAUGUGGAGGUUGUUGACAUUGGCUGCGGCUUCGGAGGCCUGACCGUAGCUCUGUCACCGAUCCUCCCAGAGACCCUCAUUCUCGGCCUCGAGAUCCGCACUUCGGUUACCGAAUAUGUCCAGGAGCGCAUCAAGGCCCUCAGAGUUCAGAAUCAGGAGACUGGCGGGUACCAGAACAUCAGCUGCCUCCGAGCCAACAGCAUGAAGUUUCUCCCCAACUUUUUCAAAAAGGCACAGCUCUCCAAGAUCUUCAUCUGCUUCCCCGACCCGCACUUCAAGGCACGGAAACACAAGGCCAGAAUCGUAUCAACGACGCUCAACUCCGAAUACGCCUUUGCGCUGCGCCCAGGAGGCAUCGUGUACACCAUUACAGACGUCGAACCCUUGCAUCAGUGGAUGGUGGGCCACUUCAAUGCCCAUCCUGCAUUCGAGCGUGUGUCCGAGGAAGAACAGGAGGCGGACGAGUGUGUCAAGGUGAUGGCGUCCGAGACGGAGGAGAGCAAGAAGGUGACGCGGAAUCAGGGCCAGAAGCACAUUGCGCUUUUCCGCAGGCUGGAAGAUCCUCCAUGCUUUCCGGUGAAAGGCAAGCGCAUUUUAAGCAUACGGAGGUACCUCAAGUGGCAGGGCCCCACCGAGACUCACCUCAUGCACCCAACCCUGCUGCGCGCCUGCAGCAACGAGUACAAACGGUACACGCCUAGGUGCUCCCUCACCUUGCAAGCACCGGGAACAAGCGUCCAACGGUCACACCUCAACAUCAUCCGCCAUCCACCAUCCACACGUGUCUCUCGACCCGCACCUUCACGUCCCCUGAAAUCGAUAAGGCCCAGCCAAGCCGACCUAUUCUUCUUCUCCUCCAGAUCUCCCAACCCAGCAGCUCCCAAAAGUACCGCAGUUAUCGACGACGUACGAUGUAGCGACAGCCUAUCGCCCUUCACAACCGAUCUGGAUAUGGCCUUGCAAGGAAGAGAACUGAUCCUUGCCGCCGUCACAUGCUUCAUAGCCUGGGGCUAUGCUGUUAGCUGGGUCCCGGUCUUGAGAUGGGUAGGAUACGCCUUGGUUGGAGGGGUCAUCUUGACCAUUGUCGCCUUUCUCGCCCUCGUCCUCGUUACGUCGCGCGGCUUCGGACACGGUUUGCGACACCGAUCCCCGCGACCAAAUGGCCCUGCAUUCCUCGCACCCAAGGCCUGGGCCCGACAGGUCUCAAGCCUUCAAACAAGACAGGCUUAUACGAAAGUCGCUCUCGACCCGAACUCCAAACGCAUAUCCAAAGCCCUCGACGACCUCCUCGAACUCAUCAUACGGGAUUUUGUCAGCUCGUGGUAUUCCAACAUCAGCAAGAACCCAGUCUUCUCCAACGAGGUCGAUAAAGCUGUGCGCGAUGCCCUCAUCAACAUUCGAGAGCGCCUCUUGGAGCUUGACCUCGUCGACAUCGUCACCACUCGAAUCGUACCGAUGCUCAACGCCCAUUUCCGCGAUUUCUACGAGGCUGAGCGAGCUGUCCGAGGGAAGAAACUCAAUCGAUCGGUGACGGAAUCGGAGGAGCUGGACCUCGCAAUUGCCUCUAAAUACAAGGAUGGGAAGCUCCAUCCCGCAGCUUCCUUGUCAUUCCCCGACACAAAGCUCGUGCAGCAAGAUUAUUUACGAAAGAUGGUGUCUGGAAUUCUGCCAAAAGUCCUACCGCCAAACAUGCUUGCCAGUCGAGCCGUCUCGAGCAUCAUCCGAGAGAUUGUUGCCUGCGCUGUGCUAUUUCCCGUAAUGCAAAUCCUAGCCGAGCCGGACACCUGGAAUCAAGUUAUGGAAAACUACGGGCGUUCGAUGUUGCAAGAUCGGUCGACAGUCCGGAAGCUCAGGGCGGCGUUGGAUCAACAUGCUUCUCCAGCACCAAGAUCAGGCAAGGCUGCCAUUAUACCCCGUCUCUCGCCCACCGAUAGUGAGAGAAAGUUUGAGAAGUUCAUCCGCGCUAUACGGAAAGUCGGCAAUCUCUCGGAUGCAAGGCGGCUACGGAGCGAGGUCGCGAGCCAGUUGAAGCGGGAUUGCUUGGAGGAAAAUCAGGAUCAGGUCUACCUCAGACGACUAGAAAUGGGCAAGCGACUACUGGAUGAACGCGUCCAGCUUCUUGCUGCCGGUGGAAGUCGACAGUCCUCCGCGACUUUGCCCGCCCGCCCUUCCGGUGUUCCUCAGGCACCCUCCAAGCUAGAGCAUGCAUCUCUUGUUGACCUGCUCCGAGAUGCAUCAGGCUUGUCGUAUUUCAUGGAGUUCAUGGAUCGUCACCACAUGAUGCCUCUGGUCCAAUUUUGGCUGGUUGUUGAUGGCUUUCGCAAUCCUUUGGAGGAUGAGGGCCAAGAUGACGAGCAUCUACCGUCCAAUCUACCAAUGUGGACCAGUUCUGACCGUGAGGAUUUGGGCCAGAUUGACCACGCAUAUCUAUCCAAACCCGAACUGAAGGUCUCGAAAGCCUCCCGAGAUGAGGUGCGCGCUUUCCUGAACGCCGGCAAGACAGCCACUCCCGAGCAGUACUACAGGGCUCGCAGAGCAAUCCUGAGGGCCCAGACAGCUGUCUUGGACGCGAUGCAAGCCCAAUUCUUCCAGGCCUUCAAGAAGUCUGAUCUAUUCUACAAGUGUUUAGCCUCACAAGAAGCGUCGGCGAAAAGUGCACCACUACCCGUUGCAGAGCCGUCAGCGUCUACUCCAGCACACCCACCGACGCAUCGAAGCUCUCAUUCCUUCCAAUUCAAGCCCAGUCCUGUCACCCGUAUAGCCCCAAGGUUAACACGACCGCUAUCAAGGCGAGCUGGUUCUGCAUCGGAUUUGGCCAGCCUCGCUCUUAACGGGAACGGUUCUGAAUCGCUCUCUAAGCAACGUCGUUCUUUCGAGGAAGAUGUUUCAACCCCGCUAUUUGACGACGACGAUUUCGAUCAGGAGGGCAUGAUGGACUCGGUCGCUAGUCUUGACCAGGACGCAGGCAAGCCUCCUGUGCCAGAUACGAACGUGGUACAAGCAAUGGAAGAAGCUCUGAACAACAUAAUGGAGGACAAUCGGCCGCAAACGGCUGAAGAGUUUCGAGAAUCAUUAUUUGGGGCGGAUGAUCAAGUCGACAGGUCAAGUUUAUUUUCUGGAGAUAACGAAUCCCUUCGUGGAUCACUUGAAAUGUCAAGACCUGCAGCUUCCUCCAAGGAAACCGACAAACCAAGCCUUGCAUCUCUUGGCCUCGUUAGUGCGGCAUCUCGCAUUGGAGUGUUUGUAGAUGACGAUCUUUUUGGUGAUGAGGAAAAGUACCUUUCUGACGAACGAGACGAUCCAGAGGAAGAAACAAAAGGCGAUGUUGAGGACGAAAUCCAGGAAGCAGCCCCUGGUGACCUCGGGCUAGCAGAAGCUAUCACGGCGUUGUCCAAUGAUAUUGACCGCCUCAUAGCACAAGAUGCUAUUGUCGAGUCACUAACAAAGAAGGCGGACCUCACGAACAACACGGCUGAGCUCCGUAUCCUGCGGAAGUCCAAGGCGAGUCUGCAACGUGAGAUCCGUCGCAAAGAACUUCAAAGGCAACAGUACGUUGUUCAAGAAAGCGACAACAGCUUGUAUGGGCGGUCAACGAUCAAGAUCAAGGCCAUCCAAGUCGGCAAGGAGGACGAUGGAAGGGAAUUUGCCCUGUAUGUGAUCGAGGUGCAAAGAGAUGCUGGCGAGAAGAUGCCAGCCGCGACAUGGAUGGUUACUCGCCGGUAUAGCGAGUUCCACGAUCUGCACCAGAGACUUCGCUCAAGAUAUCCUUCUGUUCGGAACUUAGAAUUUCCCAGGCGAAGGAUGGUUAUGAAGUUCCAGAGUGAAUUUCUACGCAAACGACGGACGGCCCUUGAGAAGUAUCUCCGAGAUCUCCUUCAGCUUCCAGAGGCGUGCAGGAGUCGAGAUCUGCGAGCAUUCUUGUCGCAAAGUGUGAUAGCGCAAGGCCAAGAUCUUGUGGAUCGCGAGGACAAGAAAGACAUGAUCACAAGGUUCUACGACUCCGUUACGGAUGGAAUGGAAGACAUCCUCGGCAACAUUCCUGUCUUGGAUCAAUUGUCUGUGGCUGGUCAGAAUCUCAUCGCAGCAGCCACUAACCAGCUGAACGCUAUGCCACUACCUGUUAACGAGGAUGGUGUCAGCGCUGCUGAGGCCGAGGCUGAACUGAACGCUUUCGAGAACAAGGAGCUAGAGUCUUUCAUCAAACCUAUCUGCGACAUCUUCUUAGAAGUCUUUGAACUCAACCGAGGAAACAACUGGCUUCGAGGGCGUGCUGUGGUUGUUGUCCUUCAACAGCUACUGGGCGGCACAAUCGAGCGCAAGGUUCGAGACAAUGUCAAGAUGCUUGUACAGGAAGAUGCCAUCAUCAAGUACAUCGCCCUGCUCAAGGAUAGCAUGUGGCCCGGUGGUGAAAUGAAUAAGAACAAGCAACCGAGGACGGCAUCAGAGAAGAAGAAGACGAGGACGGAAGCCAGCUUGAUGUUGGCUACUCUUAUACCCGACCUAGCAGGAAGCGUUGUCGGAAGAGUGAAUGCACAAGCAGCCAGCCGGCGUGUGUUCGCAACCUUCAACAAUUCGAGACUCAACGCACACUUAGCCUUUACGUUCAUGGAUGAAUUGAUAGAAACUUUGUUUGAUGAUGCGGCGAUGGGAGUACGAUCAUUCAGCCCAAACCGGCGGCAUACGCCGGAAACGAUUAUGAGGUUGCAUGAGCAGGCGUCUGGUUUGAUAUUUCUUCUUCCGGAAGUACAUACAUACUUAUACACCCUCAUCGACAAGAGGCACGAGACUGUGUCCUAUGAAGCCUACGGGAGGAUAUGCGGUUCCCCAGGAAUCGCGAUGGAUUGUCUAGUCAACUAG
Molecule: messenger RNA, 5613 nt
Organism: Colletotrichum lupini
Lineage: Eukaryota; Fungi; Ascomycota; Sordariomycetes; Glomerellales; Glomerellaceae
Exons: 13
Coding region: 1-5613 (1870 amino acids)
Biological process (GO): tRNA modification
Cellular component (GO): intracellular membrane-bounded organelle
Molecular function (GO): phosphatidylinositol binding; tRNA (guanine(46)-N7)-methyltransferase activity
Source: RefSeq, a predicted model, not a curated record